Molecule: messenger RNA, 1216 nt
Organism: Physeter macrocephalus (sperm whale)
Lineage: Eukaryota; Metazoa; Chordata; Mammalia; Artiodactyla; Physeteridae
Product: NEDD8-activating enzyme E1 regulatory subunit
Exons: 12
Coding region: 394-1005 (203 amino acids)
Molecular function (GO): ubiquitin-like modifier activating enzyme activity
Source: RefSeq, a predicted model, not a curated record
CUUUGAUUCUUUUAUUUUUAGGACCAUAGCCACACUCCAUGGAUUGUGAUCAUAGCUAAAUAUUUAGCACAGUGGUAUAGUGAAACAAAUGGACGAAUACCUAAAACGUAUAAAGAAAAAGAAGACUUCAGAGAUUUGAUUAGACAAGGAAUUCUAAAGAAUGAAAAUGGGGCUCUGGAAGAUGAAGAGAAUUUUGAAGAAGCUAUUAAAAAUGUGAACACAGCACUAAAUACAACUCAGAUCCCAAGCAGUAUUGAAGAUAUAUUUAAUGAUGAUCGCUGCAUAAAUAUCACCAAACAGACUCCGACAUUUUGGAUUUUAGCUCGUGCCUUAAAGGAAUUUGUGGCCAAAGAGGGUCAAGGAAAUUUACCUGUUCGAGGCACAAUUCCUGAUAUGAUUGCAGAUUCAGGCAAAUAUAUAAAACUGCAAAAUGUUUACCGUGAAAAAGCAAAGAAAGAUGCUGCUGCUGUGCGUAAUCACGUUGCCAAAUUGCUUCAGUCUAUAGGCCAGGCACCAGAGUCCAUUUCAGAGAAAGAAUUAAAAUUACUCUGCAGCAAUUCUGCAUUUCUUCGAUUGGUGAGAUGUCGAUCCUUAGCUGAAGAAUAUGGCUUGCAUACAAUUAACAAGGAUGAAAUUAUUUCCAGCAUGGACAAUCCAGAUAAUGAGAUAGUAUUAUACUUAAUGUUACGGGCUGUUGAUAGAUUUCAUAAACAACAUGGUAGAUAUCCAGGGGUAUCUAACUAUCAAGUUGAAGAAGAUAUAGGCAAGUUGAAGUCUUGUCUCACUGGCUUCCUUCAGGAAUAUGGAUUAUCCAUAAUGGUGAAAGAUGAUUAUGUCCAUGAAUUUUGCCGAUACGGAGCUGCUGAACCACACACCAUUGCUGCAUUCUUAGGGGGAGCUGCUGCUCAAGAGGUUAUCAAAGUAAUCACCAAACAAUUUAUAAUUUUUAAUAAUACUUACAUUUAUAGUGGCAUGUCACAAACUUCAGCAACUUUCCAGUUGUAGAAUAAGUACCCUAUAGUGUGUUAACGAUUGAAACUGUAAUUGCCUUCAGGUUGUGCUCUAGUCUGUAAAGUUCUGCUAAGGGAGAACUGUUGUUUCCUUAAUAAACAUUUUUCUCAUUUGUAAUAAUGUAGUCUUGUUCUUUGGGGAGCUGAGGUGGAAGGAGGAAGGAAACAGUUUUCUCAGAGAAUAAAAGCUAUCCAUUUCUAACUGA